ACUCCCACUGUCAGCGCCCGUGUGGUGCUCAUACUCUGCCUUAUCUUUUGCGGUCCUUCUUCUCGACUCACGUUCUGCCAAGUGCGAAGUUCAUUGUCCCCGCUCUAACGUCGCAACUCUCCUCCUUUGCACUCGGUAUCUCACCGGAAGAGAAAGUGAAGUGACAAACGGACCAUGGACUCAGGGUCGAAUGGUCAAGUGAACGUUAGUGGAGUGGGAUCACAGGCCAAGAGACUACUUACAGCACAAGAAGUGGCAGCACAUAGCUCCCGCGAGAGUUGUUGGAUUAUCGUUCAUGGGAACGUGUACGACGUGACAGACUUCCUCGAUGGCGGGAGCAAGAUUAUCCUCAAAUACGCAGGCAAAGAUGCAACGAAAGAAUAUGACCCUAUACACCCUCCUGAUGCGAUCACGACCAAUCUCAAACCGGAUAAACACCUUGGACCUGUCGACCGCAGUACAAUUAACCAAAUUGCCUUGGAUGAUCCGAUGAGCGAGGAAGAGCAGGCGAGACAGGCGCGGAUCAAUUCACGCCCGAGGCUUUCGGAGAUCCUGAACUUGCAUGAUUUCGAGGCGGUUGCGAGACAAGUGAUGCCCGAGAAGGCGUGGGCAUACUAUUCGUCCGCGGCGGAUGACGAGAUUACGCACAGGGAAAACCACGCUGCGUUUCAUAGAAUAUGGUUCCGUCCGCGCAUCCUCAGAGACGUGACGAAGGUCGACUGGUCGACGAGGAUAUUAGGACAUAAGUCAAGUAUGCCAGUUUACAUCACAGCUACGGCGUUGGGAAAGCUUGGCCAUCCUGAUGGCGAGCUCAACCUCACACGUGCCGCAGCCAAACACGGGCUUAUUCAAAUGAUUCCGACAUUGGCAUCCUGUUCGUUUGACGAGAUCGUCAAGUCCUUAUUUUUCCAGUUGUACGUAAACAGGGACCGUUCGAUCACGAAGCGAAUAGUGCAACACGCCGAGGGCCGUGGAAUCAAAGCACUCUUUAUCACGGUCGAUGCGCCGCAACUUGGCCGACGCGAGAAAGAUAUGAGGCAGAAAUUCGAUGCAGAGGACCCUUCCGAGGUGAGUAAGGCGGGCCAAGGAAACGUGGACAGGUCGCAAGGUGCAGCGAGGGCCAUCAGUUCAUUCAUCGACCCAGCAUUGCAAUGGGCAGACUUAGAUUGGUUCAGGAGUAUUACGAAGAUGCCCCUGAUUCUGAAAGGCGUGCAAAGUUGGGAGGAUGCUCUCGAAGCUUACGAUCGCGGUCUCGCUGGGGUUGUCCUCUCCAACCAUGGCGGACGCCAGCUGGAUUUUGCCCGCUCAGGUGUAGAGGUUCUUGUCGAAGUCGUUUCAAAGCUAAAGGAGAAACGCGGGCUCAACUUCCCGAAUGAGAAGUUCCAGCUGUUUGUGGAUGGUGGCGUGCGACGCGCUACCGAUGUGAUCAAAGCGGUCGCGCUCGGGGCUACUGCUGUUGGAAUUGGCAGACCCUUCCUGUAUGCUUAUUCCUCAUACGGACCAGACGGCAUCGAUAAGGCUUUGCAGAUACUACAUGAAGAAUUCGAGAUGAACAUGCGUCUCCUCGGAGCGCGCACAAUUGCAGAGAUCGUACCGGAGAUGGUGGACGCAUCCAACAUCCACACACAUGUGGUCCCCGUUCCAAUGGAUAACCUAUAUGAGGGCAACUACUUCCUUGGAGCCCGUCUCAAAGAGGUUAAGCCCAAGCUGUAGUGUGCCCUUACCUUGUCGCCGUCAUGGCAAAAAGCUUGACGUAGUUGUAUGUUACCCUCCAAUAUGCGCUGACUAGUCACGGAACCCAAUUGGAGCACGUGUCAUGCUGUGCAAUCUCAACGAUAUAUCUAUAUACGUGCUGUUCUUUCAGAUUCCUGCAACAUAUAUCAUCCUUUCCAGACUCGCUUGUUGGAUUGGAUUCAUGUGGCGUGCAAGAAGGAAUGAUGCGUGUAGUCGGACGCUGGACGGCAACCCUAGUUCAUGUCUAUCAGGAGGAGCACCAUUCACAAGUGAUCCGCGGCGAUUUGAGGAGCUACUUGUUGGAGAGG
Pisolithus orientalis is the source of this 2042-nucleotide messenger RNA. Its product is annotated as FMN-dependent dehydrogenase-domain-containing protein. Gene Ontology annotation, biological process: lactate metabolic process. The coding region runs from base 175 to 1713 and encodes 512 amino acids. Lineage: Eukaryota; Fungi; Basidiomycota; Agaricomycetes; Boletales; Pisolithaceae. Gene Ontology annotation, molecular function: L-lactate dehydrogenase (cytochrome) activity. The record is from RefSeq and is a predicted model, not a curated record. The transcript is spliced from 16 exons.